AUGAAUUUACUGGAAGCGAAAUUCUUGACAAUGUCUGUCCUUGGAUUAGUUUCGAUUGUCCUUGGUUUAUUACCAAGAAUGAUUAUAAAGAAGCUUGGUUUAACAAUGUCAUCGACCGGGGACGUCAUGUCGUCCUUCACCCGGACAGCUCUUUCAGGGAUCUUAUGCUUUGGCGGAGGAGUAUUAAUGGGAACGGGUUUCCUUCAUCUGUUGCCUGAAGUCCAUGAAGGAUGGCAGAGGUAUACAAAGGAGAACGACAUCGACGUGAACCUCCCUCUUGGCAUUGUAGUCAUCUGCGCUGGUUUCUUUCUUGUCUACUUUGUGGAAGAAUUGGCUCAUCUGAUGGCCGAUCGUCACGCCCAUAACAUAACGGACGUAUCCAUUCACCGUGCAGUAUCCAUUCGGGGUUGUCCCGUUAGUCUUGAAGGUCCAGCCCCUCCUUGCGAGUCAUCCGGGUGUCAAAAAGCGGAUAGCGAAGCGUCGUGCCAAGACAGCACUAUUUGCCAGUUGGAUUGCGACGUCAAGGAGUUUUGUCGUGAUGUAACUGAAGGAGGAGAGUGUUCGUCGAAAAAAUGCUCUCCCGCCGAAGGGACGUGCACUCCAAUUCGCCAUCUCGAUACGAUUGAAAAGAACGAUGGCUACGGAACGUUUGGAACCGUAGAUAGCCAGAAGAAUCGCGCAAAGGGUGAUCUCGAGCACGUAGCAGAAAACCAUAUGGUGAAUUGUAAUCUACACUGCGGAAAUCAAAAGUCGAAAGUAUUACACUGCACCAUAGAAGGUGAUGAUUCAUCUCAAAAACGUUCACUGUCGAGUGGUCAACACAGCCACGAUUUGCAUCACCACCAUGGACUGAUGAUGGAGAAUGGACAUUGCGUUGGAGCUCCGCUACGCGGAUUACUUUUUAUCAUUGCUCUGUCACUGCACGAAAUCCUGGAAGGCGUAGCGGUCGGUCUACAAAAGAACCAAUCUGGCGUUUUACAGCUUUUUGCUGCUGUGGCCAGUCAUAAGUUCGUGAUCUCCUUUUGUGUGGGCCUCGAGUUCUCCACCAGUGGAAUCCGACUACUCAGACAUAUUAUCUACAUCCUCGUCUUUUCACUCGUCACUCCAUUAGGAAUUGGCAUUGGUAUCUUUAUGACUGUCGCCAGCUCAAGCGAAGAAAAUCUUGACGAUUCCUUGAGUUCGUUGAUUAUGCAAGGUCUCGCCUGUGGAACCAUACUUUACGUAGCUUUUUUCGAAAUUCUCGAGCGAGAACGAUCCAAAUCCACCGUUGGUUUGAUUCAGUGGAUGUUACUUGUUUUCGGAUUCUGUGCAAUUAUGGGAUUGCAAUUGCUAGCUGUUGAUCCGGAUUUCGAAUUGGACCGUUCGAAAUCAAACGUCACCAUUCAAGAAACGUAACUGCAAAUUGAAGUCAUUCGCUUGGGUUCUACAAGUCUGACACCUCACCCACCUUUUGUUUCCUUUUUAAGAUUUAACCACUCUGAACAAAACAAAAAUACAAAUCAAUUUUUGUGCAUCGAAAACAAUACAGAUAUAGCCUAUGACAAGUAA
Daphnia magna is the source of this 1548-nucleotide messenger RNA. RefSeq lists its product as uncharacterized. Gene Ontology annotation, molecular function: zinc ion transmembrane transporter activity. Gene Ontology annotation, biological process: zinc ion transmembrane transport. The record is from RefSeq and is a predicted model, not a curated record. NCBI's taxonomy places the organism in Eukaryota, Metazoa, Arthropoda, Branchiopoda, Diplostraca, Daphniidae. The transcript is spliced from 5 exons. Gene Ontology annotation, cellular component: plasma membrane. Bases 1 to 1395 code for a protein of 464 amino acids.